UCGUUUUUGAACAGCAGCGCUGAUUCAACAUGGACGCAUGCGAGCAAGCCUGAUAGAAAAAGUGGAAGCGGUGUGUUUGUCGGUAAAAAAUGAGCAAUAGCAGAGUGGCCUGCAUACUUUGUCAGCAAUCCAAAGAGACGAAGAUUACCGGAACCUUGUCGACUAAAGAUGAAGUCACGGCUCACCAGAACUGCCUGUUAUUUUCUGCUGGCAUCUUUUGCCGGGAUUCACCAAAGUACGAUGACCUGUUUGGCUUCUCGGUGGGGGAUGUGCUGAAUGAGGUGAAACGAGGAAGCAAGCUGACCUGUAACCACUGUAAGAAAAGGGGAGCCACUGCUGGGUGUGAAGUCAAACGCUGCAAAAAGUCCUACCAUUACCCGUGUGCUCUUAAAGAGGGAGCGACGACUAUUGAAGAUGAUGACCAUGGGCGCUAUGUGAUAUACUGCUCAUCUCACUCUGAGCAGCAAACACAAAAAAGCGCUUCCACAAAUGAGUUUGCCUCUUCCACCAAAAAGCCCAGAACCUCCAAAAAACUCAAAAACUCCCCAAACCCCAACGCACCCGGACCAUCUAAGGUAUGUUGCCUAACCUGUGAGAAGAGAGAAGGUAAUAUCAGCUUGGAAAGUUUGUCUAAUAGCAUUGUUAUGUCAUAUUGUGACAAACAUGCUCCUGCGUCACUUAAGAAGAACACCGACGGAGAAGGUACUGCAGCUGGAUCCUCUGUACACAGCUAUGACUCCAGCUCAUCUAACAGUACAAUGUGUAGUUCUUCCAAGAGACAGUUGAGUGACUGUGACAAGCGGGAGGAGACCCUCUUGAAACCUAAGCUUCGCCGGAAGAGGAGACUCUCCGAUUCUUCAAAUUCAGUUGACAAUGACAAUAACACUCCAAUGGAUAUAUACGCCCCAUUAGAGUCUGAUAUAGAUGAAAAUGCAAACUCCGUCCCAGAGCUCGAAACUGUGCCUGAGGUUAUCAGAAGAGACACCAAGAGUCCUGCUGUGUCUUUAUCAGGAAAUCGCAUUGAGGAUGAAUUUAAUGAUGAAGACGACACAAUCAUAGAAUCAGAUGCUGAGUCAGAGAGUCUGCUGCUUCCCGUAAAGAUCUGCAUACAGACCCAGUCACUUACAAUGUCAGCUGGUGAACUCUCACCUCAGACUGAAUCUGCUCCACCUGAAGAUGUUCUGGUUAAUGCAGAUGUAGAGCCGGUCGUAGAUGAACACGAGGGGUCCAGUCCCAAGCAGAACGCUGUCCAAACCCCGGGUCAACUCACCGGUGGAUCCUCUGUCUCACCCCCUCCCUCUCCUGGCCAGUCCAAAUCUCCCCCUCCAUACUUCACCUCCCUGAAGUCUCAUACUUCACCUCCCUGCACUAGCUCGGCCACAGCCCUGGCUCCGCCUGAAUGCGCCAGUGUAUCCAUUAACUCCUCCUCUUCCUCUCCUGUGGCACUUCCCUCAAGUCCAGAGCCCAAAAUUGACUCCAGCAGCUUCUGGAAAAGCUGUAAUGCAGCAGGAUGUACAGAGGCCAUCUUCACUGACUUCCUUGAUGGGAUGAAAAAUAUCUCCAGCAAAAUCCAGUCAGAUCAGGCCAGCCAGGAGGAAUAUGAUCUUGCACUGUCGGUGAUGGCAGCUUCUGGAAAAUUGUCAGAAUUUGUGGCUAAGCAGCAAGAAGAGCUACAGAAAAAACAAAUGGAACUGCAGAAGGCAGCGGCAGCGAUGAAAGAUGUCGUCUCAGCACUGAGAAAAUGAGCUGAUGAGCAGCUACUGAGUGUUAGCUAUUAAAGCUAGGUUCUUUUGUCUGUGAUUACAUUUUAUAAAAAAAAUUUAUACUUUUAUAUGGAGUAGGCCUUAAUAUGAAUGAUAUUUUAGCUGAGUGAUUAACUGAAAUGAUUCAAGUUUUUUUUUUUGUUUGUUUUGCUGUAUUUGAGUUACUAAAAAUGUUUGUUUUUUUGUAAUUCAAGACUGUUCUUUUUUUUCUAUAUUAUUGUACAAUACAAAGAUUUAUAUCAAACUAUAUCCCACAAGAUUCUUAAACUGUAAAAAAAAAAACACUGAAAAAGGUUUACCAUAUGUUUAAGGAAUUUCUAUGUUCAUAGUGUCUGUUUUUUCUUAUGUUAUUUAUCAAAGAGGAGUUUUAAAAAGUAAAAUGUUUUAAGACGGUAAUGACAGUAUGCCAGAGAUGUGUUGGAUUAAUCACUUGAAGUUAAGUUACUUGAGCAGUUUUAUAUUUUUUUUCCCAUACUCUGAUCAUUUUAUAUUUUUCAUUUUUGCAGAAAGUGUUAACAUGUUCUAGUUUACUGGCACCCCAAAGAAAAACCUGAUGUGCUGUUUUUCUGACUUUACUAUGAUUUAAAAAAACAAAA
Messenger RNA from Maylandia zebra (zebra mbuna), 2359 nucleotides. It is a transcript of the gene phf11, whose product is annotated as PHD finger protein 11. NCBI's taxonomy places the organism in Eukaryota, Metazoa, Chordata, Actinopteri, Cichliformes, Cichlidae. Gene Ontology annotation, cellular component: nucleus. The record is from RefSeq and is a predicted model, not a curated record.